Messenger RNA from Torulaspora delbrueckii, 1830 nucleotides. It is a transcript of the gene PRM2, whose product is annotated as pheromone-regulated protein PRM2. The coding region runs from base 1 to 1830 and encodes 609 amino acids. The record is from RefSeq and is a predicted model, not a curated record. Lineage: Eukaryota; Fungi; Ascomycota; Saccharomycetes; Saccharomycetales; Saccharomycetaceae. The transcript has a single exon.
AUGUAUCAAUUGCUUACGGCUCCUUCGUUGCCCCAGCGCCUAUGCCAAUGUGCAUUCCAACCAAUUUUAUUGACAAUAGUACUUAGUUCAUUGCUAACAGUGUGGACCUCAUAUGCCAUACUUAUCUCGAAGAAGGAUAUAACAUCGACCAGUAUUGUCAAUGGUCAAUCGCAAACUUCCACAGCGAUCCGCAAUAGUACUUCUACAGCGACAUUUAGCAGUAUCACUACCACAACCGCAACGGACUCGUCUUCGGCGGCAAUUCAGACUUACUACACGGUGAAUACAUCUGUUGUUGAGGAGGCUGCCAAUGAAUAUAUUGAGAGUAAGGUAAGCAAGUGGAACGACCUGAUCAACUCGCGAAUACUUCCCGAGACUUAUGAAGGAUGGCAAGCUAACCUGACACUUUGGAAUGGAACAAUAAGUCAGGUCCUUGAGGCCAAAAAAGCUGGUUACAACGAUCUUUUGACGUUCAGCGAUAAUAUUAGGACUCAACUGUUAAAUCAGUCAGAAAGAGUUAAUGAAACAAUCGAUGAGCUUUCGCGUACGGCGCUAACAGUCGGUAAUGUGAAUGGCCAGGAAAUUAUUCAAAAUUUAUCAAUUAAUUACUGGUUUCUCGAUGGCAUGCUUGGAAAAGUACCAGAAGAACUUCAAACAGUGGAGGAUAUUUCUCACGAGGUAGCGCUGCCUAAUGUUCCCAAUUUGACGUUUUCAUUCACGGUUGAAAAUGUCACAGACACUUUGAAAUCAGUGAUAACUAAUUUAACCACUGAAUUACAGGAAUUGGUAUCAUCCCAAACCUCAAAAACAUCCAUUGGAGCCUCCAAGUCUCUUUAUAGACGGUCAAACGAUUUGAACACACAAGUUCGUGGUGAUAACCAAUUAUACAAAAAAACCUGCGCAUUGUCGAUCUGCAUUUGUGUUUUCUACGCUGUCACAGUAGCACUACUUUGUAUUUACGAAUGGAUUAGAUUCUCCUGGGAGAAGGAUAUGUUUAAGCUUCACAUGGCUGACGCUCUCGAGAUCAGCGACAUCGAAUAUGAGCUUGGGACAGCAAAAAUUAAGCUCCAACAAAGGCUCCGGUCUUUUACCAGAGAUUUAGCAUUUUCUCUCGGCGAUGUGGUCGUGUACAGGCUCUCCAAUAUAAUGACACUUAAGCAAGAUAGUUCUGACGUUUCUUGGAAUCGACUAUCCUUUUUUUACUGGUGGAUCUGGUCAACUGGAAAGACACUUUGGAUACUACUAUUUUGCACAUUGAUACAUUGGCAAGUCCUUGCAUCACUUAUGAAAGUACGACAGUAUUCAGAACCAGAAUUCUCAGCGCCGGCGCAGAGCAAGAGUAUUACUAGAUCACCACCUACAAAUUCUACCUACAACUCCUCAUUUGUUUAUUCCGCAGCUAUAGGGGCCUGUAAUAAUUUUAAGAAUGAUAUCGAUAGCAUCGUGAUCACAAAGAUCACAGAUGACUUUGAAGCCUUUCUCAGUGGUCCUGCUAACGAAAUUAAUUCGAAAAUGACCAAUUUAACUGCCACAGUCGCCAUAGCUGUGCAAGCACCUUGGGAAAAUUUCACAAGCUCAAUUGAUCUCCCGAAAAUAACUUUCGAUGACUCCCUAACCUCUACGAUAAUCACUUCCGCCAUAAAUUACAGUGUCACAGUCUCCGCUAAUCAAAUUCAAAAAUCUAACUUUCAAAAAAGUUCAAUACAAGGACCGCAAGAAACUCAAAAUACUCCGACAUUGGAUCCAAUAUUUCAAUGGGCAUUAAUUGCGCUGACAAUUGCAGCACUAAUACACCAUCUAUUCGGAUUCCUGAUACUUCCCAGGCUUUAA